This is a messenger RNA of Raphanus sativus (radish), 1767 nucleotides long. Its product is annotated as probable pectinesterase/pectinesterase inhibitor 46. The transcript has 2 exons. Gene Ontology annotation, molecular function: pectinesterase activity; pectinesterase inhibitor activity. Gene Ontology annotation, biological process: cell wall modification. Bases 1 to 1710 code for a protein of 569 amino acids. The record is from RefSeq and is a predicted model, not a curated record. NCBI's taxonomy places the organism in Eukaryota, Viridiplantae, Streptophyta, Magnoliopsida, Brassicales, Brassicaceae.
AUGGCCUCCUACGGCAAACUCGACGAGCACGAGCAAGCCAAACUCGAGGCAUGUCGAAGGACGAGAAAGAGAAUCGCCAUCAUCGCUAUAUCUUCCAUCGUUCUCGUCUGCAUCGUGGUCGGAGCAGUCGUAGGCACCACCGCAGCUAACAGUAACGGCAAGAAACCGUCGCCGACGGAGGGUAACGGAGAUUCGAUCUCCGUCUCGGUGAAAGCCGUGUGCGACGUGACGUUGCACAAAGAAAAAUGUCUUGAGACCGUUGGAUCCGCUCCAAACGCGAGCAGUUUGAACCCUGAGGAGCUAUUCAACUACGCUGUCCAAAUCACGCUCACGGAGCUCACGAAAGUCCUCAACGAAUUCUCCGACAGCGAACACAUGGACAACGCCACGUCGGCAGCAAUGGGAGCUUGCAUGGAGCUCAUCGAGCUAGCCGUUGACCAGCUCAACGAGACGUUGACGUCACUGAAAGACCAUACGACGUCGUCCCCCAAGAGCACUGUUGAUGAUCUCAGGACGUGGCUUAGCUCCGUUGAAACGUACCAAGAAACGUGCAUGGAAGCGUUGGUCGAAGCGAACAACCCUAACACGACGACGUUUGGGGAAACACAUCUAAAAAACUCGACGGAGAUGACUAGCAACGCGUUAGCGAUCAUAACGUGGCUAGGGAAAAUCGCUGACUCGAUUAAGCUAAACCAUCGUCGUUUAAUGGCGACUGCUGAAGCUGACUUGCCGAUGAUGAAACGUCGAGGGCUUUUCGAGAGUGGUGAUUUGAAGAAGAAAGCGAACAUAGUGGUGGCGCAAGAUGGGUCGGGGAAGUAUAGGACUAUAAGCGAGGCGUUACAGGAAGUGAAGGAGAAGAAUGAGCAGCCUACGAUCAUAUAUGUGAAGAAAGGAGUUUACCUGGAGAAUGUUAGGGUUGAGAAGAAGAAAUGGAACGUUGUGAUGGUUGGUGAUGGACAGAGUAAGACUAUUGUCUCUGGUGGACUCAACGUCAUCGAUGGAACACCAACGUUCCAAACCGCCACGUUUGCUGUCUUCGGAAAGGGGUUCAUGGCUAGGGACAUGGGUUUCCGAAACACUGCUGGUCCAGCCAAGCACCAAGCCGUAGCUCUGAUGGCAAGCGCAGACUUAGUUGUGUUCUACAAAUGCACCAUAGAUGCUUUCCAAGACACGCUCUACGUUCAUGCACAACGGCAGUUCUAUCGCGAGUGUGACAUCUUUGGAACGGUCGAUUUUAUAUUCGGAAACGCUGCGGUUGUUUUCCAAAACUGCAACAUCUUGCCUCGUCGUCCUAUGCAAGGCCAGCAAAACACCAUAACCGCUCAGGGGAAGAAAGACCCGAACCAAAACACUGGAAUCUCUAUCCACAACUGCACCAUCUCUCCUUUGGAUAACUUAACUGAUGUUCAAACGUUCCUAGGCCGGCCUUGGAAAGAUUUCUCCACCACGGUGAUUAUGAAGUCGUACAUGGACGGGUUUAUCAACCCGAAAGGGUGGUUACCAUGGAUAGGAGACAAUGCACCAGACACUAUCUUCUAUGCCGAGCACUUAAAUUUUGGGCCAGGAGCCUCCACAAAGAACCGAGUUAAGUGGAGAGGGUUGAGGACAUUUUUAACAAAGAAGGAAGCUAAUAAAUUUACGGUCAAACCUUUCAUCGACGGCAAGAAGUGGUUGCCGUCGACCAAAGUUCCAUUCAAAUCUGACUUUUGAUUCUUUUUUACCUAAAACUAAUGCCUGUAUUCUUCAAUUUGUUUUAACGAACAUACA